Molecule: messenger RNA, 1197 nt
Organism: Phytophthora nicotianae INRA-310
Lineage: Eukaryota; Oomycota; Peronosporomycetes; Peronosporales; Peronosporaceae
Exons: 1
Coding region: 1-1197 (398 amino acids)
Source: RefSeq, a predicted model, not a curated record
AUGGGUACUUCCAAAACUACGCUGGUUGUAGCUAUCUAUCUCGUAGCUGUGGUUUGCUCGACAGUGUUAAACGAUGACAUGUCCAACGAUGCUAACCCUACUGCGGCGUACUUAAGACCCGACAACACCGCUGAUGAAGACCAGAACAACGAGGAGAGGGGGGUUAAUUUAAACCCACUAUCUGGUUUAACGAAGCUCACAGCGAACAUCAACUCCGUUGUGGACACAGCACGACUACAAAUUUGGCUCCAAUUACGAACAUCGGCCGAUGACGUGUUUCGAAAGAUGAAGCUUAACUCGGUGAAAGGCAAUUUAUUGACAGACCCCAAGUUCUUAGGUUGGGUAAAAUAUGUCGACGAUUUGAACCAGAAGAAGCCCGAAGCAGAACGUAUAUCUGCGGCUGCGGUGCUGACCUUUCACUACAUGGACGACCAGCUUUCGACAAUGCUUAAUGCUGCCAUGAAGAAUCACAAGACGAAAGACCUCGCGCUUACACUGCAGGCUCAACGCCUGGAGGACUGGAGACGUCGUAACACUCACCCAGUUGACGUCCUCGAUCUACUCAGCUUGGAGAAGAACAGCAUUCUCGUAAAUCCGGUACUAACUUCUUGGUUCAAGUAUCUGGACGAAUUUAAUAUACGACAUCCCAGGCAACACGUAACCCGGGCGAGCGCAUUAUCGGACGGCCUUGGCGAUUCUAGAUUUGCAAAAGUACUCGAAGAAGGUCUAAAAGCCGACAAAACGAAGGCUAUUUCGAAAGAAAUGGAGAGAGAGCUGUUUGCAGAAUGGGGAACGAAGAAAUUUACUCCCGAUUUCAUAUUUGGUGUGGUGGGGCUUAAAAAUGUUAUCGGAUAUGCAACAGGGCCGAUUCUUUCGGAUCCAGUUUUCAAGUUCUGGGUCAGGUAUAUGAACGAGUUCAACGUCAAAAAUCCCACGAAGAGAGCGACAAUUUUUGGUACGCUUACGAAGAAUUACGGUGACGAGGCUCUAGUGGAUAUGCUCGUUGAAGCAAAGAAGGUUGUGAACACGAGGACGGCUGCUAAAAGCUUGGAGUCACAGCUGUUGCUUAAAUGGCUUCAUCAGAAGUUGCAUCCAGGGGAAGUUGUCCGUUGGAUGAACGCAGACAAAUCUAAUGAAAUGCUGGGAACGUACACGAGGUUAUUCAGCGCAAGAUAUCCGAAAACUACCUCGCAAUGA